Manis javanica (Malayan pangolin) is the source of this 792-nucleotide messenger RNA. It is a transcript of the gene SLN, whose product is annotated as sarcolipin. The record is from RefSeq and is a predicted model, not a curated record. Gene Ontology annotation, cellular component: membrane. Gene Ontology annotation, molecular function: enzyme regulator activity. Lineage: Eukaryota; Metazoa; Chordata; Mammalia; Pholidota; Manidae.
ACACCAGGAGCCUCCAGUUUUUGGGGGCUGUUCCCUGGGGAGGCUUCAUCAGUGACAUCACAGGGAUGGCCACCUCCCACAGCCUACUUGAGGCGCCGCCCAGGGCCCAGGAGCCCGGACAGCCCAGGAGAGGAGCGGGACUUGGAGCCUGCGGAGGGAGAGGGGGAGUCUGCGGCAGCUGGGGGCAUCCUCGCCCCCUUCAGGUAACAGCAGAAUGUCUGUGCUGAGCACACAGGGUGUGUUCGUGGGUGCCCAUGAGCUGCAGGGGAGAAAAGCAGAGGAAUGGCUACGUUCCUCAGUGAAAUAGGCGGUGCUUGCUGUACACAGUAUUUCUUAAGACACAAAGUGAGGAGAAGCAGGAGGUCUUGGGCGUGCCCGCAGAAGUCUGCCUCCCGUUCUCACUGAGCCACUCUGAGAAUGGAGCGAUCCACCCGGGAGCUGUGUCUCAACUUCACGGUCGUCCUGAUCACUGUUAUCCUGAUGUGGCUCCUGGUGAGGUCCUAUCAGUACUGAGAGGCCAUGCCAUGUUCCUGGGACGGACUGCGAUGCUCCAGAGCUGCCCGCCUAUGUCCUGAGACCCCACUGCUGCCAUGGAUGCCUGUCCUGGCGCCCCACAGCACUUGUGACCUGCACUCACAGGAUCCGAGGCUAGGAUUCACUGCGUGUGCUCUAAAGAGGCUGCCAGGUGUUUGCCAGUGAGCGUUACAUUUAUUCCCCAACUCUUACUGCAAAUGUGUUAGACAAGCCACAAGGUUAGAAUUAAACUGGAUUCCUGAUGAUGCAGAAUUGUAA